Prunus avium (sweet cherry) is the source of this 2601-nucleotide messenger RNA. NCBI's taxonomy places the organism in Eukaryota, Viridiplantae, Streptophyta, Magnoliopsida, Rosales, Rosaceae. The record is from RefSeq and is a predicted model, not a curated record.
AUGGAUACUUUGUAUUCAAACUUAUUCAACCCUCUCUAUAAUUCCCACUUUUUGCUCCUUUUGUUUUUGGCAUCUUCAUAUUUGCACACCAACAGUCACUUCUGUUUCUGUUUGGUUGAUGGAGUUCCAAGCACUGGUAGUGCAAGAUCAUGCAUCGAGGAAGAGAGAAACGCACUUCACAGUUUUAAACAGGAUCUCAAGGAUCCCUCUGGAAGGCUUUCUUCUUGGGUGGAUCACGAUUGCUGUCAAUGGGAAGGAAUUUCUUGCAACAACCGCACCGGUCAUGUGGUGAAACUGAGCCUACGGAAUCCAUAUCCACAUCUCAUAUGGUAUGAUGAAGAGUCGGACAAGUUGGCUUAUAACCAGUCUUGCUUGGGGGGUAAGAUAAAUCCUUCUUUGCUUAGCUUGAAAUAUUUAAAUUAUCUGGAUCUAAGCUACAAUGAUUUUGAUGGGAUUCACAUCCCUAAGUUCUUUGGGGAGCUUAAAAGUCUGAGGUAUCUCAAUAUAUCGUCUGCAUCAUUUUCGGGAGAGAUUCCCCAUUCUCUUGGUAACUUAUCAAAAUUGAACUAUCUUGAUCUUGACCUCUCCUUUUCCUAUGUGCUUCCCUCAUUACAUUCCAAAAACUUGAAUUGGCUUUCUCAUCUCUCUUCCCUAAAAUACCUCAAUCUCAAUCAAGUGAAUCUUAGCAACGUAGGAGUUACAAAUUUGCUGCACCAUGUUAACAUGUUUCCUUCCUUAUUGGAGUUACACUUAUCUGAUUGCUUGGUGGAAAGCGCAAAAGUUCCACUAUCACUACAGAAGAUUAACUUCACUUCACUUUCGGUCCUUGAUCUGUCAUAUAAUUCCUUCAAUACUUCUUCAUUUCCCAACUGGCUUUUCAAUCUUACUAGCCUUAGAAAACUUGAUCUAAGGGAGAAUUCUUUCAGUGGUCAUUUUCCUGGUGAACUUGCAAGCCUCAAAUAUCUGGAAUACCUAGAUUUAUCUUAUUUGGGCCUCAAAGGUCUAAUUCCCGGAGUCAUUGGAAAUAUGUCCAAAUUGAAGUUUUUAAGUCUUAAGGGGAACUAUUUUUCUGGUGAGAAAAUUGAAGAGUUUUUUUGGAGCUUGUCAAAUUAUCCAAAUAACACAAUAGCAUUAGAAUCACUAGAUUUGUCUUCUUGUGGGCUGGAAGGCCAACUGCCGGCCUCCUUAGGAAUGUUAAAAAGUUUGAAGCAUCUACACCUUUCGGGGCUUUUACUUUGGGGUUCAAUUCCAGAAUCUAUUGGAAACUUAUCAUCCUUGCAAACAUUGGAGCUCUUUGGUAGCUAUAGGAACGGCUCCAUUCCAGAAAGUUUGGGAAAACUCUCCGAGCUAGUUACGCUAGAUCUUUCUUGGAAUUCAUGUGAAGGCUUUCUAACGGAAGCCCAUUUCACAAAUCUCACCAGAUUAAAAGCUCUUCAAAUUUCCAUGGAUGAAAUAGAGAAGUCCAUGUGCCCCAUUUUAAACGUGGCUUAUGAUUGGGUUCCUCCUUUCAAGCUCCACGGCCUUUAUAUAAGUGACUGCAAAGUGGGUCCCGAUUUUUGGAUAAUGCUUCAAUCUCAGACUGAACUAGUACAUGUCAGGCUUAGUAAUACUUUCAUCUCGGAUUCCAUACCAAAGGAAUGGUUGUCGAAGAUAUCUUCCCAAGUCAAAUAUUUGGAUUUAUCUUACAACAACUUCAGUGGAAGGCUUCCAUCACAAUUAAAGUUUCCAAAGCUACAGCGUAUCAGUUUGGGUCAUAAUCAAUUGGAAGGCCCACUUUCACUUUGGCCCACUAAUGUCAUCUCCCUUGAUCUUCAAAGCAAUUUAUUUUCCGGUCCAAUACCCUCCAAUUUAGACCAAUUGAUGCCCAAAUUGAUAUAUUUGGAUGUUUCUGAGAAUCUUUUGAAUGGUACUAUUCCACUCUCUAUUUGCAACAUGAAGGAUAUGUAUGUCAUUUCGCUAAGACACAAUCAACUAUUUGGAGAGUUCCCUCAACGGUGGAGUUUGUGGAGUGGAAUAGUCAUUAUUGAUGUCUCACACAACAAUCUUUCUGGUAAUAUUCCGAGUUCAAUGGGUAUCCCAAGUUCUCUUGAAACAUUUAAGGUGAAUAAUAAUAAUUUUAGUGGUGAGAUUCCUUUUUCCUUACAAAAUUGCACUUCUUUGAUCGUACUUAAUCUUGGAGGCAACAAAUUCACUGGAAACCUACCUUUAUGGAUUGGAUCAAAUGUAUCCACCUUGGAAGUGUUACAACUGCGAUCCAACCUUUUAAGCGGGCAUAUCCCUCCCCAUUUCUGCAAUCUUCCACACCUUCACGUCCUAGACCUUGCUCACAACAACUUUUCAGGGACCAUUCCUAAGUGUCUAAAAAAUAUGACUUGUCUAGUUGAAGUUAAUUAUACAUGCCGAAGGUUCACCUGGCUUGAAGACUAUUAUGGAGAAACAACAAUAACGUCAAAAGGGAAAGAGCUCGAAUAUGGAGAUGGCCAGUUAGCCAUGUGGGGAAACAUAAUUGAUCUUUCGUCAAACAGUUUUGAAGGUGAAAUCCCUGAACAAGUAGGCAGUCUGGUUGAAUUAAGUACAUUGAACUUGUCGAUGAAUCGAUGA